Molecule: messenger RNA, 5374 nt
Organism: Lucilia sericata (common green bottle fly)
Lineage: Eukaryota; Metazoa; Arthropoda; Insecta; Diptera; Calliphoridae
Gene: wnd
Product: mitogen-activated protein kinase kinase kinase 13
Exons: 8
Coding region: 579-3884 (1101 amino acids)
Biological process (GO): protein autophosphorylation
Molecular function (GO): JUN kinase kinase kinase activity; ATP binding
Source: RefSeq, a predicted model, not a curated record
AGUAGACGUGCAAAUUCUCAGCUGAUCGGUAACGGUGGUACGGUGUGAAUACAAAUAACGAUCUUUUUUUACAACAAAAACAAAACAAAAUAAAUGAUCGUAUUAAGUUAUUUCGUGAAUCUACACAACAAAUUCCAUAAAAAAUAUGAAUAAAUAUUAAAACAAAAGUGCUAAAAACAAACUAAUCUCUGAAACCAAGAAAAAAAAAAUACCGCAAUAAAAAAAAUUCUAAGAAUUUAAAGAAUUUCAAAACAACAACAAAAAAACUAAUUUAUUUAAACAAAAAUUAAAAAUUAUCAAAGAAAAAAAAUUAACAACUACGUAAAUGUACGCUUUCGAUCACCUGCUCUAUUAACAACUUUAACAUUAACGUCAUACCACAGUUAAAGACGUACCUUUUUUGGGGAGAAAAAAUAAGAAGAAGAAUUUCAACGACUUUUUUUUUUGCUGAGUCUAUGCAACACACUACACUUAUACACAACAAGUGUAUAUGUUUAUUUUAUUUACAACCAAUACAUAAGCAAUUAAAAACUACCAAUAUUUCAACACAAACUAGUUGAGACUUCUUCCAGCGUAAUAUGGUGUUUUAUAUAUCGAUUUUUGGUAGAAAUAUAGAGCCGCCGGAUAAAAUUUUAAAUACAGAAAAAAGUAUUGCCUGUAUACAGGAUGAGCUCGGUCACCUAGGACUCGGUGGUCCCACAGAUCUACCCUACAAGCCCGAAAUCACACACCAGCAUCAACACCAGCCACACACAAACGUCGUAGUCGACUGUAGUGAUAGUAGUGCUGAAAAUACCUGCCAACACAGAUGGCCACCUAACAGUGGCACUUUUGGACAUCCCGAUAAACCUAUCGGUUGGAUGUAUGGCCUGCUGGGUUGUAUGAAACCAGUGCUAUCGUUCAUAGGCAAAGCAGGUGUUAUAGAAAUAAAAAAUCAAAAAGCCGAAGAUUGGGAAAUACCCUUUGAACAUAUAACCGAUUUAGAGUGGUUGGGUAGUGGAGCACAAGGAGCGGUAUUUAGUGGUAAAUUGAAAAAUGAAAUAGUGGCCGUCAAGAAAGUGAAAGAUGUCAAAGAGACGGAUAUCAAGCAUUUAAGAAAAUUAGAUCAUGAGAAUAUAAUAAAAUUUAAAGGUGUUUGCACACAAUCGCCAGUAUUUUGUAUUAUUAUGGAAUUUUGUCCUUAUGGUCCAUUACAAAAUAUACUCAAGGAAGAGGAAGUUAUGUUGCCGUCCCGCCUAGUUUCCUGGUCGAAACAAAUAGCAUUGGGUAUGCAAUAUCUACAUUCUCACAAAAUAAUACAUCGAGAUUUAAAGAGCCCUAACAUUCUUAUAAGUACAAAUGAAAUUGUUAAAAUAAGUGAUUUUGGCACCAGCCGUGAAUGGAAUGAGAUUAGUACGAAAAUGAGUUUUGCCGGCACGGUGGCCUGGAUGGCCCCCGAAGUCAUACGCAAUGAGCCGUGCUCAGAGAAGGUGGAUAUCUGGUCGUAUGGUGUAGUGCUUUGGGAAAUGCUAACCUGUGAAAUACCCUACAAAGAUGUUGAUUCAUCGGCCAUUAUUUGGGGUGUGGGCAAUAAUUCCCUAAAGCUGCCCAUACCCUCCAGUUGCCCCGAUGGCUUUAAGCUGCUGGUAAAACUGUGCUGGAAUACCAAACCCCGUAACCGUCCUUCGUUUAGACAAAUUUUAUCGCAUUUAGAAAUAGCCGGCCCUGAAUUGUUGCGCAAAACCGAAAAGCAAUAUUUCGAAACGCAACGUUCGUGGAAGGAAGAAGUAAGAUCCCAUAUGAAAGAGAUGACCCAAAAUGGUACCAGUAUUCAUAAGUUUGAACAGGAUCUGAUAAGAAGACGUACGGCCGAAUGGCGACAUGCUCAGGAUAUACGCAUGGUGUACGAGGAUAAGUUGGAGAAGACAAAUCGUUUGUAUUUGGAGUUAAGCGAGUGUAUGUCACAAUUACAGGAAAAGGAGAAGGAAAUUGCCGAGCGUGAGAAGAAAUUACCCGGUUAUAAGCCCUCUCGACGUUUUGGCACUACUUUACGUAAAAUGCAGUAUUAUCGAAGAAGACUCAAUGGCCCUCCCAUGAUGAUAACGGCCUCCACAUCAACACACCAGCAGCAGCAACAGCAGACGCAACAACAGUCUUCAGCCACACCAGAUCCUGAGACCACACCAGAGAGUCCCGUCAAAUGUACCCUCUAUGCUCAAUUAGAUUCAUCUUCAUCUCAACCCAAAUCGUAUUGCGUCUCAACACAGAAAUCUAAAAAAUCCAGACAUCGAAGAGUGGGUUCGGGAACAUUUGCUGCCACGCCCAAAUACAGUCCCUGUCGCGAUAGGCGCUAUCAAAGUGAACCGGAAAAUCGUAAAGUAAAACUAGUUGAUACCGAAACUCAAACCGAUGCCAUGGAUGUUAGUGAAACGGAUAUAAGUCCAAGUGCUGGUUGUCCAUCACGUGACAUAUCGAUGCUAUUGGAUCAUCAUCACUGCCCACAACUAUUAGAACAACCACAACUUGUAACAUCACAACCCCUAGAUGUAACACAACAGACUGUACAACAACGAAACAGCCGACAACAACAGCAGCAGCAGGUUGUGGCUGAACCACAAACGGCCCAACAAUUGCAACAAUUAAUGGAACAACGACUGCAUAAUCAAAUGCAAUAUAGUACAUCGCCCAUGACAAUGACGCCCACAAGUCCCAAUGGCAAUUCAUUGACCACCAGCGAUCUAACAUUUCAAGAUGCCUGCUCUAGUCCCGAUCAGUUGUUGGAUGAUGUUAUGAAUAGUAAUGAACGUUUGGACAUAACCGAUUGCUGUAGUGACAAUGAAAAUCUCGAACGGCUGGGCCGUAAAGUCAUAGAACUCAUCAAUGAGAAUCGUUUGUCCAUGCAUUCGACAACUGCAGCAAACAAUAGCAAUAGCAAUAGCAUUACCAGCCAUACAAACAACACCACCUCGGCGUCCAACAAUCAACCUUGUUCGAACACCACCACAAAUCAUGGCACCUUGGCUAGUCCCGAAAAUGGUAAUUCAGAGUGUUUGGUAGGACGUGAUACUACGGAUGAGACCGUCGACUUACGUACUCCUCGUUUGUCGCGUUGUUCUAGUCUUCAUAGGAGUUCUUUACGCCAACAAGUGAAUACAGUUGCUGUUGGAGUUGGCAGCGAUGUGGUGGGUAAUGUUUUAAAUGCCAACGCUGUGGAUUCGAAUGAGGAUAUUUGUGAGGAUAGUUGGUCCGAUGAGGAGGGCGAGGAUACCGAUUAUAAUUAUUCUUUGAGAAGACGAAGUAUCGGUCGUCUACCCAUUGGACGAGGCAUGCGAGCUCGGCGUUGCUAUAAAACUCCCCUAACCCAAAAAGUCUCAAUACAAAAACGUAAUACAAUCAUUAUAUCAGACGAAGAAAAUACUUCCGAAUAUAGUCAUUCACCAUCGAGUCAACAUUCAACGCUCGAAAGUAAUCCCGAUAUGCCAGAAGCCUUACAGAAAAUGAAAAUAGCAGCUAAUACAAAUGUAACAGGCAAUCAUCAACAUACCAGCUCCAAAUUAUCGACAACAACGACGACGACCACAACCUCCAACUCGAGUGAUUCGGAAUCUUGUGAUUCUAGUGAAGCGGAAUCGGGUGAAGAUGAAUCAUAUGAUUUGCCAACGGUAUCAUCAGCCACCACUACCACUAAUACAACAGCAACAACCAUACAACAAAGGCAGCCCUCGUUUCACAAGAAAAAAUCAUCACAUCAACAGCAACAUCCUCAUCAUCAUCAGUCACAGCUAGUAAGAGAUUCUAAUAAUGCUUCCUUUAAACAAAAACAUUUAGUAAAUAGUGCAAAACAACGCCAACAACAAAAAGCGAUAUUAUUUCAAUACCCACUUAUGACAAAGAUGGGGCUAUAAAUAUGGUUUAGGUCCAAUGAAAUUAAAAAAAAAAAAGAAUUUUAGUUUUAUCUAAAAUUUAAUUUAAUAAUACUUAUAUAUACAUAUAUAUAUAUUGCCAUGAUGUUUGUUUUACAAACAUACCACCACCAACACUCCCUCACACACAAAAUACACUUAAAGAAAAAUUACUUACAAAUAUGAAAACAGAAAAGAAAUUACUUAAGUAUAUUAUAUUGAUAUACUCAAAAACAAUUAUGAAAAAAUACAACAAAUAAUUAGUAAAUUAAUUUAUUUAAUUAAUUAAUGUUAUUAUAUUAUAUUCUAUAUGUUAACUACUUUAUAAAUUAUGCACAUUCCCCCCUUCCACCCCCCUCAAACCACAACAAUUCACUCAUCAUAAGUAAUGGAAAAAAUAAUUGAAAUUUUAAGUGUUACAUACAGUAAAAAGGGCGCAGAGUUUCCCUCUAAGGAGAGAGUCCUCUAAAGGGAAAAGGAGCCUAUUGUUUAAAGCGUAUUAAGAGGAUUUAGCUGUUGUUUGGAUCAUAACAUUCCAAAAUUUAUGUUAUUAGAUAUUCCCUUUAAUAUAUUAAAAAGUUGUAACUUUUGACUAAUGACUCGGCUGUAGCUCUGUCACUUCGAAGAGCAGGUAUAGAGCAGAUUGACUUGAAAACUCAUUUCUGCUCAAUAUUGAAUAGAGAUCCGAGAUCCUCCUUAUAAUAUAAUUGGUUUCCAAAACUUGAACACUAGACGCUUUGGAAUAGAGAUCCGUGAUCAUCGAUACAAUACAUAGUUUCAAUAUACAACUCCUAGAGUUCUCUGUUGAGUUUCUCAGCUUAGGAGGCAUCUAACUAAAUCUGGUGGCUUUGAUUAGUUUCCGUCAUAGCCAGAUUGCUCUUUAAAGAUCUUAAUAAUAUGGAAAACGAACACUUAUUACAAAUUAAUCAAAGAGUAGAGAUUGAUUUUAAGUUUUAACGUUAACCCCUGAGUACUCAGUAGACGUUCUCCAGUUUUUUCCUAGAGUAGAAUCAAAUCUGCAAAUGCAGCGAUAGCUCGCCGAGCUAUAAUGUGAACCCUAUACGGAAUCUCAACCUAAAACAAGCACUGCAUGUAUAAAAAUAAUAAAACCAGUAUCUAUUGAGGUGCCAGAAUGUGUGACUCUCUUAAGGAUCCUUAAGCUCUUAAGGAUUGUAAGAUAGAUAUCAUCUUAUUUGUAGGAACAUUGCGAGGCUUGGUUAACUGAAAAGCAGUUCAAUCAGAAAAUUUCUAAGAACGAUCCUUUAGAGCCACCAGAAAGCAAGGAACAUUUUAGUCAUACAGUCUGCCAAUUAUUUGAGUGUCAGGUCCACACUAUGGUAACUCUAGCUCCAGUUUUUUUUAGAGCCACCAAAGUGUCUAGAUCCCAUCAGAAAUCUCAACCUGAACGAUGCACAACUUUCCUUUGAGAGUUCACUUCUAGUUCAGUUCUAAAUCCGUUCUAGUUCAGUUCUAGUUGAGUUCUAGUUCAGUUC